UUCUCUUUCUGCCCUGGACUGGAAGCCUCAAGCCUCCUGCCCCUGCCCCCACCCCUACCCCACCCCCUUCCCGAUCCCCCACUUCCCACUUCUACAUUGAAGGCUCACGGACCCAUUCCGCAUCCGCACGUUGAAAUGUCCUCGAAUUGGGAAGAUUUCUUCAAUGACAACCGUCCGCCCCCAGAUUUGGAUGAAAACAGGAAGCUAAUAGAAGAGUUUUGUGACAGACAUUUGGAGAGGAAAUCUCGCAUUGUGCUAGUCACAUCUGGAGGAACCACUAUCCCCUUGGAACAUCACACAGUCAGGUUCGUUGACAACUUUAGCGCUGGAACAAGAGGGGCUGCAUCCGUGGAAUAUUUCCUAGACGCUGGUUAUGCUGUCAUAUUUUUGUACAGGCACAAAUCAAUAGAACCCUUUCUGCGACAUUUGAUGGGAUCCAAGUUUUUGGAUAUGCUUGAGAUUGGUUCUUCCCCUGUAGGUAAUCCCUCAAUCUCUGUUAAAUCAGCUGAAGCUGAACGCAUCUUGCCUAUUUUAACCAAAUAUAAAGCUGUAAAAGAGUCUGAGACCCUGGUGCAGGUUGGAUUUACAUCUUUGUCUGAUUACCUUUGGCUGUUGAGAAUUGUUUGUGAACAGCUUGCUCGUUUUGGUCCACAAUCAAUGCUGUAUUUAGCUGCUGCAGUAUCAGAUUUUUACAUGCCCCCUCAGGAAAUGUCUACCCAUAAAAUGCAAUCUGCAGAUGGUGCUCCAACCAUCCAGUUUUGUUUGGUUCCCAAAUUUUUGCAGCCCUUAGUUAGCUUGUGGGUUCCAAAGGCUUAUGUGGUUUCUUUUAAACUAGAAACUGAUGAAAGUAUACUUAUAAAAAAGGCCAGAGGUGCUCUAGAGAAGUACAAGCAUAAUGUUGUCAUCGGUAAUUUAUUGCAGUCCCGUAGACACCUGGGUGUUGUUGUCACACAAAACAAUGCUAUGAACAUUGUAUUGACUCCGGAACAAGAAAAACAGGGGUUGGAAAUUGAAGAAUUUUUUGUUCAACAUCUUCAAACUGAGCACUUGAAAUUCAUUACUGAAAAUGUUCCUCAAGAAUAUUGAAUCUAUUUGAAUUGAAGGAAGAGGAGGUGCAGCCAGUGCUGCAGGCUGCUUUGUAGACGACACUAAAACUGAAUCUUAGCAAAAGAAAUGAGGACUUUGAGGUCAUGUUUUAUCUAUAAAUCAGUGUAAUCUGAUCUUAUCUGGAAUUGGUCAAGGUUAACAAUUAUAUCUGUGAUAUGUCGUGUAUACUUGAAUAAAUAUUUUAGAACAUUC
Molecule: messenger RNA, 1299 nt
Organism: Frankliniella occidentalis (western flower thrips)
Lineage: Eukaryota; Metazoa; Arthropoda; Insecta; Thysanoptera; Thripidae
Product: phosphopantothenate--cysteine ligase-like
Exons: 6
Coding region: 136-1086 (316 amino acids)
Biological process (GO): coenzyme A biosynthetic process
Cellular component (GO): cytoplasm; nucleus
Molecular function (GO): phosphopantothenate--cysteine ligase activity
Source: RefSeq, a predicted model, not a curated record